AUGGACAGUGCUCGGCAAGAAAAAGUGAGAAAGUUUGAGGAAUUUGUUGACCAGAGAUUGAAACCCGAUCUUGUGCGCGCAAUUGCCGAACGGGACAAGGUUUUUGAGCAGCAGAAGAUAUUCUCUGACCUAAGGAGAAAUAUUGAGAAUCUGGAGAAGAACAGUGUGACUAGUUUAAGGACACGGGUCAACAUUGGUUCUGAAAUCUAUGUGCAAGCUGAUGUUCCAGAUACCCGGCAUAUAUUUGUAGAUGUUGGACUUGGAUUUUACGUGGAAUUUACAUGGGCUGAAGCUCUAGACUUCAUAGCAACCAGGGAAGAAAAUUUAUCCAGGCAAAUAGACGAUUAUACACGUUUAAUCGCGUCAAUUAAAGCUCAGAUUAAGAUGGUUUGUGAAGGAAUAAGGGAGCUACUCGAACUACCGGUUGCUGAGGUCUAA
Molecule: messenger RNA, 438 nt
Organism: Striga hermonthica
Lineage: Eukaryota; Viridiplantae; Streptophyta; Magnoliopsida; Lamiales; Orobanchaceae
Source: the annotation of a GenBank genome assembly